Messenger RNA from Dalotia coriaria, 5602 nucleotides. Its product is annotated as mediator of DNA damage checkpoint protein 1-like. The record is from RefSeq and is a predicted model, not a curated record. The coding region runs from base 2286 to 5531 and encodes 1081 amino acids. The transcript is spliced from 3 exons. Gene Ontology annotation, molecular function: protein binding. Lineage: Eukaryota; Metazoa; Arthropoda; Insecta; Coleoptera; Staphylinidae.
UAUCCUAGGAAAACUAACAGAAUUAAAACACUUUUUAAAGAACAAUAAUGUGCAAAUUAUGGCAAUUAACGAGACAAAAAUUAAUAAAAGCCAUAAAAGGAAUUACCGCAUAAUUAGAAAAGAUCGCGACUCUCAUGGUGGGGGAAUUGCGAUUCUAAUCAGGAAUGACAUUACACACAUGGACUCACCUGACAAUAGACUAAGUCAUCUAGAAUUAAUACAAAUUCAAAUUUGCAAUGACAUCGUUCUGACAGCAUGGUACAAUCCCCCUAAUCAAGUAAUCAAACCCCAAGACCUUGACAUCAUUUUGCAUGACCCCUAGAAACAUAUAAUUGUUGGAGGUCUUAACGCAAAAAGUAUGCUUUGGAAUUGCCCAAAUUCUAACCAAAAUGGCCGAAUCCUAGAAAAUUACAUUAAUAAUAACAACGCUUGCAUUCUCUACCCUGACCAACCAACCCACUUUCCAUCCGACGGACAACAACCCUCAACACUAGACCUUGCAAUAACAAAAAACAUAACAUGUGACAUUGAUAUUUUAAAUGACCUAAAUUCCGAUCAUCUUCCAAUAAAACUUACAUUAGGCUCAUACAAGAGUAGCAUUUCGUUUGUAAGUAGGUGGGACUAUAACCACGCAAAUUGGGCUAAUUUCCGUAGAGUCCUAAAUGAAAUCACAAUUUUACUAACUUCUAUUAGGUACAUCAAUAAAACAGCUAGAAACCGAAGUGCUGCUUUUAACAGAGCGCAUCCAAUCCACUAUGAGAACCUCAAUCAAACGAAAACAAGUACAUAAAUUCAAAUCUGAUAGACUACCACCGGAAAUUAUUAACAAAAUCAAAGCACGGAACUACACUCGUAGACAAUUUCAAAAGUAUAGAAAUCCACGUGACUAUGAAUUAUUCAGACAACUAAAUACAGAAAUUAAAGAUGCAAUCACACAAGAUACAAACUCACAUUGGUCAGAUCUUUUAGGCUCCCUAAAAACAGCCAACAAUUCCUUUUGGCGAGUCGUUAAGUCGACCAAACCAAAAGCGGCAGGCGUGGCACCAUUGAAAAUAAAUCUAACAUCUUCACAUGCACAUAAUGACAAAGACAAGGCCGAAAUACUAGCUGACCAAUACGCAUCAGUAUGCGCGGCAGACCCGACUCUGACAAAAGAACAACAAAACGUGACGGAACAGGUAAACAACUUCGUGGCGGCCAAUCGCAAGGUAUCGAAAUAAACCGAAACCACGCCAAACGCAAUAAAACAAAUUAUCAAAAAACUGCCCGCGACAAAAGCUCCAGGACCAAAACCUUCCAAAGAAAGUAAUUGUACACAUAGCACUUAUUAUCAAUGCUGCGUUUAGACUGCACCAUUUUCCCAGCAUGUGGAAAAUUGCCGAAGUGAUCCCUUUCCUAAAACCCAAUAAAAACAAACAUGAUCCUGGUAGUUACCGACCAAUUAGCUUAUUGAACACGCUAGGUAAACUAACUGAACACAUUAUUCACAAUAAACUCGACCAACUACUCUCAAAGAAUGAUAGUCUUAAUAAAGAACAAUUUGGUUUCCGUAAAGGACAUGCAACGACUCACCAAAUAUCGCGAAUUGUGACAGAUAUAAAGCUUUCGACACAGUUUGGCUGGACGGGCUUAUAUUUAAAAUGAUACAACUAAAAUUACCCACAGACCUAAUACUACUGAUCAAUUCAUACCUUAAGAAUAGAAAACUGUAUGUUAAAAUUAACGAAGUCCAGUCGACAGAACGAACAAUACAAGCAGGUGUGCCACAAGGCUCAAUACUUGGACCAAAAUUAUUUUUGAGCUUUGCAAUCCUGAUUUUUUCAAGAAUGGUGGAAUGAAAACGCUCUAUCGGUGAAUUUGAUCUGGGAUUGUAAUUUGUAGUAAAAUGUAAAUCAAUUUUGAAAAGCUUGCAAUAUUCCUGAAACACACUAUUAUACAAAAGAAUAUGAUUAUUGACUAAAACUAUUUAAAAUAUAUCUUAAAUAAUUGAGUAAUAAUUAAUAUUGCACAAGUCUUGAUCGUUUUCUUAACAAAAUAAAGACUAAAAACAAUAAAUAAAAACAAAAUUAAACACUGGAAUUGUUGCGACCUCUGUCAGAUCAACUCCAAAACAAAGCAGCAGCACUGCGUCACAUUUUUCUCAACCAGUCGCGAAGUCACUGCCAGUACGAAGGCCACAAACAAUAAUUUGUAAUUAAACUAAAAUGGUGAAACCAAUUUAAAAUAACAUACGAAAUAUACUAUAAUCAUUUGUUAAUGGAUUUUAUUUACAUCACCGUAACAAGAUGAAUCAUUCACGGCGAACAAGACGGGGAAUUCUCCAAAUCGGAAACAAAAACAUCUUCAUCUACGAGGGCAUAAAUAUUGUUGGACGAAGCAAGCACGCAGUAGUAAUUUUAAAAGACCUAGUUGCAAGUCAACAACAUGCUAUCUUUACUAUUAUCAAUGAUGCCCACUAUAUCUCUGAUGUUAACUCCACAAAUGGCACUAAACUUAAUGGUACCAACCUAUCACCAUUUCAAAUGUAUCUGCUGGAAGAAGGCAGUGAAAUUGAAUUCACUCCACAAUUUAUUGGAAAGUACAAGAAGAUACAUGAUAAAAAUUCAUCACAAAUAUAUACUCCACAAUAUGAGUCUCAAAAUACACAGAGAGAGGAAGGUUUUUAUGAAGCCAGCACACAAGUGGAAAUGGUUGACAAAACAAAAGCUAUGUUCAGUGAUGACAUGGAUGAUGACUUAUCAAAGAUGGUCAUUGAUACACAAAUGAUUAAUGAUUCCAUGAUUGGGAAGAAUAAACCUGCAGCUCCAGAGGAAAGUAUAGAUGAAGCUGAAACCCAGUUGAUGGUAACUGUUCCAAGUAUCAAUGAGGCACCCGCACAAGUGGUCACUAAGAGAUGUUCUGUUGUAAGUGCCAUUGUGGAUUCUCAAUUUUUUGCUGGAAAUACUCAACAUGUUGAAAUUGCAAUGGAACCAUCUGGUGAUAAGUUAGAUCUGAAUGGUGGUGCCCCAAAUUCUAUUGAUGAGGAAUCCACAAAUAUUCCUAUUAAUGAAAUAGGUCUUGAAACAUCAACUACUCUGCCAUCAUUACCUUUGACUAAUGUUCCGGAAAAUGAAAUAACAGAAGAAAUUGUAAAAGCAGAAUCAGCUAAGAUUUUACCCGAAUCUGAUGAUGAAGGUGUUGUUAAACAGAAAGGUAGGUCUAGCGUGCGGAGAAGUCGAUUCAUCAUCAGUGAUUCUGAAGACAGUGCUGGCGAGGAAGUAGAAACUAAGAUCCCAGAACCUAAAACUAUAGAGAAUUCUGUGAUAUCCGAUUGCGAAGAUUCAUUUAUAACAAGAAAAUCGAUUGGUAACGCAAGUCUUGAUUACAUACCAGCCACUCAGGAUGCUUCAUUUUCACGGACUAGUGAUCAGGAAUUAUGUGAAUCCGGUGAUAUUUCUGCUUUGCAAAUAAGUACAACAGAAAAAGAUGAAUCAGUUAUAAACGACAGCGAUACAGAAUCAGUUGAUUUUAUUGCUCCAACUCAACCAAUUUGUAAACGAACUCGAUCGUCAGUUGGCUUAAAUUCGUCCGAUUUAAUACCUGCCACUCAAGAUGUGUGCGAUGAUGUGGAUUUUGAUUCCCCCACACAACCAUUAGAUGCUGCUGCACUUUGUACAGAACAAGAAAAAGAUGAUAUUGAUUUUGAGGCCCCAACGCAGCCUAUCAUACAACCAGUUAAAACGGUUCCAGUGCCACACGUAGAAGAAGAAACUGAUUUUGAAUCUCCCACUCAACCGAUAAUGCGCAAUGAUAAUGAUAUUGUUAUUAAUGAACCACAUCCAGUUAUGAAAAGAGUUCAAGAAAUUGAAAGUCAACUGGAAGUCUGGUUUGAAACGCAAAAUGUCACCCUAUCCACGGCAGAUGGCUCAAGACCAACAAAUCCUUUGGCAAGUUUAAUCGAAACAUGUUCAACUCAAGAUGUUAUCAGCAGUUUAACUGGAGGUGGAACAAAACGCUCAAGUGAUGAAUUCGACGUUAAUGGCCGAUCAAAACGACUUAAAACUUCAGCAACGCCAAAAGCGAACUCAACAAGCAAACUGAAAAGUAUUGACACACCUGAAGUAGAUAAUAGUCGAAAAUCCUCCAUCAAAGAAAUUGAUGUAACAAAUGUUGAUGCGAAUAGAAAUAAGUCGAUUUUAGACUUUUUCGGGAAAGCAAGUUCUACCAUGAUUGAUAGUACCAUAAAUGGCAAAGUAUCUUCUAAGUUGUCUAUGAUUAAGAAGCAUAUUGCCACGGAUGUGCUAGAUGAAAGUGAACAUUCGGUAUCGAAUGUUGAGGUUGAAUGUUUGGCAGACACAAUUCCAAUGGUAGCUAUGGAUAACACUGAUAUUUCGAAACAUUCCCAGAUAGUAGUAGAUCAGACAUUGACAGGGGAUAAGACAUUAGACACUACUGCAGCGAGGAAAAAAAAGCGGAAGUUUCUGGAUGAAGAAACUAUGUGUUCCAUGCCCACCCCGGAACCUGUUAAGACGAUCGAUCUUACGGACGGCGAUAAAAAUAAAAUUGAAUCGGAGGAAGCUCCAAAGGCAUGUAUUAAAAAAACAAAAACCACGGCAAAAGCAAACACCACAAAGAGAAACACGCGACAAACUCGCGGUAGUGUCAGAUUCGAAGAAAGUUCUGAUGAUUCGGAUGAAGAGUGUAAAGUUGUUACAAAGAAAACAAGGGGUAGGCCACCAACAAACGUUCGUGCAAGCACCCGUGCUAAGAAGAGUGUUAAUUACAAGGAAAAGGAUAAUUCUUCAGAUAGUGAGAAGGAGGACAAACGUAUAAUUAUAACAGUUCCAGAGAAACAAAUUAAACUCGUGAUUACUGAUGAGGAGGACUUCAAGAAGAAAGAUAUUAAAUCUAAUAUUAAGAAAGUGAGUCGAUCUUCGAAAAUUAAAGGGGAAGUAACUAUGUCACCAGAGCGGGGCAAACGAGUUACGAAACCGAAGGUUAUUUUCACGAGGUUGGAUGAUCCAAAACUUAAGCAAAUUGUUCGGUCCCUAGGUGGUUCAAUUGUGAAGAAAAUUGCCCAAAGCACUGUUCUGGUUACGAAGAAAGUGCAAUGUUCGUUGAAACUAUUGUCCGCAAUUGGUAGAUCAAUACCAAUCUGUUCUCCCGAGUGGUUGAUGGAGUGUAAGAAAGCGCACGCUUUUCUAGAUCCGUGGGACUACCUAAUUAAAGAUCCUGAUGCUGAGAAAAUGUGGAAGUUCAAAAUUGGACACACGUUGGAAAUGAGUAAGCGCUCCAAGAUAUUUGCGGGCAUUCAAUUUUUGUUAGUUACUACUCUAUCGGCGGAUCUAAUCAAAGGUGGAAUUGAGGCAAAUGGCGGCAAAGUGGUCACUCGCAAACCAGCAAACGACAAUUUUAUUGUUGUCGGUGAUGCUGCUCACCAAUCCAAGUAUGCAACCUACUUGAAAAGUAAAGUGAAGGUUGUAUCGGCAGAAGCGAUUCUUGCUGGGAUUUUAAGACAGGAAAUCGCGUUCGAUGAGUUCGCAUUGAGUUAAAUGGAUGGAUCUAUUUUAUAUUAUAACGUUAUUGUAUAUGUAUUUGUUAUAAAAAUAUCUUUGAUUAUAUU